UAUUUAUUGUAUCAUUAUCGUCAUUAUCGGGUCUAAGAAAACAAAGAUUGUAGGUAGGUUUACACAAUUAGUUUUAGCCAUUCAGACUUAAAGAGCCUCGUUCAGGAAAUGUGAUCCCCGGAAUUUGUCUGAAAACGCCAUCAUUUUCAGUGCAGGUCUUUUAGCUUACGUAAAAUUUUCCUGCAGCUCUAUCGCUACAGGCUAUUCUCAUGUAGGAUCUGUCUGCUUCUUCCACCACUGAAGCCUUAUCAUGAUCUCAAUACCGGCGUCGCGCUGUUUUAAUGGAUAGCCGUCUGAUUUAUAUUCUUUGCUGACCUUUGUUCAGCGCUAGGGGACGCCAGAGCUCAGAAUUGUAAUGCUGAAUAAGGACCCUGCAGCUAAAAUUUAAAUCACUGUUUUCCUCCUAUUUUACACUCAGCCAACUGUUCUUUCCAGUGUCAGAUGAUAGUUUCCAUAAGAAAAUAUUAACCACUGCCAGACUAUCCGGGGAGGGUGGGGGGUGUUCUGUGUGUCCAGCGGUGCGUUAACCCUUGUUGCAAAGUGUUGCGUAAAGGUCAACAAACACUGCCUGUGGCACCACUGAAGACUGUUCCCAUAAGUCAUGGACAUUUCAGCUGUAAAUGCUCUUUCUUACGAGGAUUUUGUGAACACUUUCGGUAACGUGGUGGAGAAAUGUCCUGUUAUAACAGCCGCUGUGUGGUCGAGGCGUCCGUUUGUGAGUUUAAAUGCUCUGGAGGCUGCCAUCAGUGACUUCAUCGACGAGCUCCCAGAAUCAGGUAAAGAGGGGAUCCUAAGGUGUCACCCCGAUCUGGCCGGCAGGGACCUGCAGAGGGGCACCUUGACCCGGGAGUCGCGCCAGGAGCAGGCGGGAGCCGGAAUGGACGCGCUGACCUCGGGGGAAGCCGAGCGCAUGGCCCGUCUCAACGAGGAGUAUAAAAAGCGCUUCGAAUUUCCAUUUGUCAUCUGCGCCCGGAUGAACGACAAAGCGAACAUCUUGCUGCAGCUGUCCGAGCGCUGCCAGAACGAGCGCGCAGUGGAGAGAGCGCGCGGCAUCGAGGAGGUGAAGAAGAUCUGCCGCUUGCGCCUCCAAAGUCUGCUGCUUACUGAUGGCGCGAACAAAUUAUGAAGUGCCGGAGGUUGAGUUUUGCGCCAG
Maylandia zebra (zebra mbuna) is the source of this 1153-nucleotide messenger RNA. It is a transcript of the gene urad, whose product is annotated as ureidoimidazoline (2-oxo-4-hydroxy-4-carboxy-5-) decarboxylase. Gene Ontology annotation, molecular function: 2-oxo-4-hydroxy-4-carboxy-5-ureidoimidazoline decarboxylase activity. The record is from RefSeq and is a predicted model, not a curated record. NCBI's taxonomy places the organism in Eukaryota, Metazoa, Chordata, Actinopteri, Cichliformes, Cichlidae. Gene Ontology annotation, biological process: allantoin metabolic process; urate catabolic process. Gene Ontology annotation, cellular component: peroxisome.